GGACUUUGCCUGCUCCCUGUAGAGUGUGACCGCUGCCCAUUGGCAUCUCCCUGCGCUAUCCAGCUCCGCCACUUAACACUCGCUGUGCUCCUCAGCGUCCAGCACUCGACACAGAGUAACCACCGCUCCCUGCUCUCCAGCCACGAUCCCACGCCAGGCUUUCCUCCACGCUCCCUGCCUUCCCCUUCAGCUGCAGCUGGCAGCUGCUCAGGAGUGCUCUGGCUCCACAGCUGGGCGAUUUCACAACACAGGGCUUUGGCCAGACAGGCGGCAGUUUCCCUCCAGCCUGCUGCAGCGACGGCAACAGCUCUGCUAAGACCACAUGGCCACUUCUGGAAAAGUUAUCAGAUGCAGAGCUGCUGUUGCCUGGGCUGCAGGCAAGCCACUCUCUGUUGAGGAGGUGGAAGUUGCGCCUCCAAAAGCAGGUGAAGUCCGUAUCAAGAUUGUGGCCACCGGCAUCUGCCGCACAGACAGCCACGUUUUGGAAGGUUGCUUUCCUAAUGUGGAUUUCCCAGUUAUCCCAGGCCACGAGGGAGCUGGGAUUGUGGAAAGCAUUGGAGAAGGAGUGACCUCUGUGAAACCAGGAGACAAAGUCAUCCCCCUUUGCCUUCCACAGUGUGGGGAAUGCAGCUUCUGCCUGGAUCCCGAAUCCAACUACUGCCUGAAGUCCCAUGCCUCUGAACCACAAAACCUGCUGCCUGACAAGACCAGCCGGUUCACUUGCAAAGGGAAGCAGAUCCACCACUUCCUAUGGGUCAGCACCUUUGCAGAAUACACCGUGAUCCCAGAGUACGCCGUUGCCAAGAUAGACGUUGCUGCACCUCUGGACAAAGUCUGCUUGCUUGGCUGUGGGUUUUCCACAGGCUACGGGGCUGCCAUCAACACUGCCAAGGUAAAACCAGGCUCCACCUGUGCCAUCUUCGGUGUUGGAGGAGUUGGUCUUUCUGUUGUCAUGGGCUGCAAAGCAGCUGGAGCUUCCCGAAUCAUUGCCAUCGAUAUCAACAAGGACAAGUUUGCAAAGGCCAAGGAGCUGGGAGCCACCGACUGCAUCAGUCCUCAGGACUUCAAGAAGCCCAUCCAGGAGGUGCUCAUUGAGAUGACUGGACACGGUGUAGACUACUCCUUUGAGGUCAUCGGGCAUGUGGAUACCAUAACUGCUGCCCUGGCAUCCUGCAAGAUGAGCACUGGCGUCUCUGUGGUGAUUGGGAUACCAGCUUCUGGUUCAGUGAUUUCCGUCAAUCCUGUGCUCCUGCUGUCUGGGCGUACAUGGAAGGCAACUGUGCUCGGAGGUUGGAAGAUGAGAGAUUGCAUCCCCAAAUUAGUUUCCAGCUAUUUGGAGAAGAAAUUCAACUCAGACUUGCUGAUCACACACACACUGCCAAUCACUAAAGUGAAUGAGGGAUUUGAGUUGUUACAUGCAGGAAAAAGUAUUCGUAGUGUCCUGCUCUUUUGAAGGACGCAGCCAUGGGAGGCCAAGCGGAGGGACCAGCGCAGCACACCACCUCUCUUCUCAACCAGCACCUCACUUUGUGGGGCACAAGGAGACAACAACGAGCUGACGCUGGUGCCACUGCCAGUGCUCCCCACCCAGCUGAGACCUAGAAGGAUGCCUCUCUCAAGAAAAUACUUUUACCAAUAAAAGCUUUCAGUCAAACUCA
Messenger RNA from Phalacrocorax carbo (great cormorant), 1658 nucleotides. The record is from RefSeq and is a predicted model, not a curated record. Lineage: Eukaryota; Metazoa; Chordata; Aves; Suliformes; Phalacrocoracidae.